GUGUGUUGGAAUCCAAGAUGGAGUCUCGGGGAUAUGUUCGCAGACGAGGACAAUCAAACAAUGGAAACUCGUGAACAAUGGAGCGAAAUACAACAUGGUCACGGAAGUAUAUCUGUUAUGUAAUAAUUUCCAAUGCGGACUGAACUUGCACUAAAUAUAUUGGCUUAUGGAUAGGAAAAUUUGAGUCGCGUUGGUAGUUUGUUGACUUAAUCUUCAUCAUGACUUCCAAGGAAGUUGAGUAAAGUUUUAUCCGGUGAAGUGGCUUAUUUCAAAUGUGACAUAAAACUACAGAUCCAUGUGACGGAAAUAUAAUUUGACUCAGAUUCCCCUAAACCUGGGACCCUGCUGGAAAAACUACGGCAGAUCAUUAAUUAGCAGUUUACCAGCUAAUUACCUACACCUGCUCUAGCUGGGUUAGUUUAGGUAAAAUUGUCAACGCAAGACCCGCGACUUGAUUUGAUUGAAAAGAAAAUCAUUUUUCGCAAAAAAAGAACAAAAAUGGAUCAGAUUCCUGAAAAGUUUGCUAUGAGCAAGGCGACUAAUUGCCGUAGAAGCACAUACAUUAUUGAUUUUCAAUUCUGUAUAAUUUUUGCAACAUACUAGUUAACGGCGUCAAAUUUGCCCCCGUCUUCUAUAGAAACCUUACAUCCACCAGCAAAAAUGGACCAAAUUCGCCAAAUGCUUGCUCUGUGUGAGCAAGGUGAUAUGGCAUCAGUGGUCAUGUUGCUUGACCAGGGUCCAGGAGUGGAAGUGGACAGUGCAGAUGACGAAGGGACAACUCCCCUGGCCAUGGCAGCAGCUAAUGGCCACGAGCAACUGGUGAAGGUGCUUUUGAUGAAGGGGGCCGCCUUGGAUAAACCUAACAACUACAGGUGGACUCCCAUUAUGCAUGCUGCUCGUCACGGACACACAAAUGUUGUCAGUCUACUCCUACAGAAUAAAUGUGAUCUGUAUGCAUCAAAUAAACUACAUGCUACGGCAUUGACUUUAGCUGCAAGGGGAGGUUAUAUUCAGACAGUGAGGCUUCUUGUGGAAUCUGGUAUUGACCUCAAUUCGUGUGGAACUAGCUGUGAAUUCACCCCCCUCAUGGCUGCAGCCCAAUACGGCCAUGAUGUCGUCGUAAGAUAUCUCUUAGAUCGCGGAAGUGAUGUGAACUAUCGCAUGCCCUCCACAGGGUUGAAUGCACUGAUGCUGGCUGCAGUGAAUGGUCACAUGACAACGGCACAAAUUUUGAUUGAACGAGGCUGUGAUCCAAACUUGACCAAUGCAAAUAACCACACAGCAUUGGAGAUUGCAUCACAGAGGCGGAAAAGGGAAGUCAAAGGUUAUUUGGAUCGCAAAACUACAAAUAAGCCCUCUGCUGAACAAAUUAGUAUCAAGCCAGACAUCAUAGAAGCAACUAAAAAUGGCAACUUACAGAGGGUCAAAGAAAUCCUGGAUGAAGAUAUAAGUCAAGUUGACGCCUUUUCACCAGGAGAUGGUGCCACCCCGCUCAUGUUUGCAGCCAUGACAGGCCGAAUGGACAUUGCACAGCUUCUGGUAGAGAAAGGAAGUGAUGUGAACAAACAGGACUGUAUCAGUGGCUGGACAGCAAUUAUGCAGGCAUUAUAUCAUGGGUGCUGAAGAGGAACCAAAGAGUGGUCUAAAAGCCUGGUGGAACAGGAUGUCCAAUAGAUUCAGAAAUCUUCGACUGGGACACACAUUCCGCAUUGGCUCCAAUAGACUGGCUCCAAUGCCAGAGAAUGCAGUUCUUACUGAUGACACACUGAGAGGCAAUACAAGUCCUAAGGGCGGAGACAGCAAGGUGAAGGGCAAUGGCAAUACUCCGGGGGCAGAUCCCUCCCUCACACUACAGUCAGUAGACAGUUUUGAGACCAUUAUGCUGGAGAGUAAAAAGAAUGCUUUUACUCUGGGCAUUAACAGUAACUUGCCAAGUGAAACACUUAAACCUGUGAUACCUCCAUUUUUCCCACCACCAACCUUUGAGAUGGACAAUAGUGACCGCAGAAUGCCCCUUGGGAGGCCACGGUCAAUGGUGUCAUUAGACACUGCUGGAACCACUACUCCUAGCAGACCUUACAGACCAAAUACUCUGAAGUUUCUGAACAAGCGUCCUGUGAGCAGUAUCAGCCCCAGCCCUGUCAGUCCUUCUAGCUCAGGAAGAUACUCAUACAACAACCCAAGCCCUGGGUCCUCAGGUGGUGGUAGUAUGUUUGGCCAGGCAUUCAGCAGGGCCAGGUUACCAGCCAGUGUAUCCUUGGGGGCUUUAUCAACUGUACACCAGCAUGGAGAGUAUCUAGGCAAGUCUGGUUCCAGUGGUGCCAGCAGUAUUCAUCUAACAGAUGUGAAUCUCAGAUCUAGUCAGGACAACAUGCUCUACCUGCCAGCCACACACCACCUGCCCCCAGUCAAGCUGACAGCACUCACAGUACAGCAGCAGAGCAGGGGAAAAAGGGGUAGAACAGCAAGUUCCCCAGGUUUUCUGCAGACCUCGGGCAACAGCUCAUCCACCAGUGGCAGUUCAGCACAGCUCACACCCAGGAAACCCAAGUCUAAGAGUACCUCCUCCCGCGGCAGCACCACCUCUACCCUGACACCGUCACCAUCUCCCACACCAGGGAAGCAAGCCAAGGGGCCGUCAGCUCCUAGCUCAGGCAGCCGUUCCAGCUCCUCUAACACCAAGACCAACCCUGCCGACCCUGAGGACCAGGGGGACCUGGGGGGUAUUCUGAAGAAGCUGUCCUUGGAGAGGUAUCAACCUAUAUUUGAGGAACAGGAGGUGGACAUGGAGGCCUUCCUCACCCUGUCCGAUGCUGACCUACAGGAACUGGGCAUAGACAGCAAUGAACCUAGGAAACAGAUCCUCUCUGCCAUUUCUGAGCUCAACUCAGGGAAGGGGCGAGAGAGGCGAAGAUUGCAUGAAACCAUGACCAACUUUCAGAACACAUUUACUGACAGUGGUCCUGGGAGCAGUGGAGGCACAGUGGGAAGAUGGAGUCUACAAGAAGAACCAGGGAUACGCGGAGAGACAAGUGCCAAGUCCAGAGCAUCCUGACACACAGUGUCUCAGUGACAGUUUAGGUGAUCAGGACACAGUGACAGUUCAGAGCAUCUUAGCACAAUGUUACAGUGACAGUUCAGUAAUUAUGUCACAGUGACAGUUCAGGCAAUCAUGACAUAGUGUCACUGUGAUAGCACAGGGCAUCAUUACAGUGUCACAGUGAAAGCACAGGACACCAUGACUCAGUGUCACAGUGACAGCACAGGACAUCAUAACAGUGUCACAGUGACAGCACGGGACACCAUGACUCAGCAUCACAGUGACAGUUCAGGCAAUCAUGACACUAUGUGAAAACGGCAGCUGUUAAUCUGCCAUGUCUUGGAUUAUUCUGUCAUGUGGCUACAACACAACCACAUAGUGUCACAGUGACAGUGCAGGGCAUCUGACAUUAUGCCACCAUGACAGUCCAUGAUAUCCUGACAUAAGGCCACAUGUUGUUUGUGAUCACCUUGCUCACCCCUGCUUCUGCACCCCUGAGUCAGAGAAGAAAUAUCAUCAAUGACACAUUAAAACAGUUGAGAUAACACCUUACUGUAAUAGACCAUGCCACUGUGAUACUUGGCUCAGGAACAAAAUGCCCAGUGACACAUGGCCAUCUGAUGUCUCCAGAUGGUGAGGGACCAUGUCAAUGUUAACUGGUCUAUAUAUAACAUGCAGAGGCUGACCAAUGUCUUUUCAUUGGACACCACACAGUUCUGCGACAGCAGAGGUCUUACAAUGUGCAAAUACAUAGAUUACCAUGUCAUUGACUAGAAUAACACCUGAAAAAAAAGGGACCCACUUUUUUUAAAAAAAUGUGACGAAUUGUGCACAGAGUUGGAGACUCUAAGGACAGCGACAUGUCUUACAUAUCUUAUCUAACUGUGGCAGUGCUUGGCCAGUUGGCAAGUUCUGUCUUAUCCCACCAUGGAGGGCAUAUUCUCCACGUAGUCUCAUUCAGUAGUCACAGCCAGUAUUAAUAUUAAAAAGAAAACGAUGUGGUACCAUGACAGGGCAAAGUGGAAAGAAAGAAUGUGCUCUUUCGUUGAUGGGUAUUUUGCAACGUUUUGUAUUUUUGCUCUUUUUUUUACUUUUUAAAGUUUGCAUUUUUUUGCAGAUAAGUUCCCAUAUAUUGGUAUUGUGCACAGUUUCAAAGUAAUUUUUCUUACUUAUUUCAGAAUAGUUCCCAUGUUGAUUCACUACACUAUCAGAGUCACAACUAUACAUUAAAAAUAUGAUCUUAUAUUAAGAAGAGGAUUUUGGUUUUUAUAUAUAUAUAUUCACUUAUUUCUAACACAGCACUUCUUAUAGAGAAGAGGCACUGCCAGGCAGGUCUGUAAAUUGCAGAUCUUUUUCUGCUGACCUCUUGCCUUUUUGGCUAAAUCUCUGUCCUGUCCACAUAACUAAUACAAAAAUAUCAAAAUUUUUAUUUGUAUAACAAGCAUCAAUAACUGUUUAAUCUUGACAUUUAUAUCGUCUGUGUUAAUUCAGUGUUAAAUUUCGCAUUUGUAAAAGCAAUUUUGAACAUAUGUAUUUUUCUGACGGUUCACAAACUAAUUACUAGAGAAAUGGAGAGUAUAUUAGGUCCUUUUAUCUUUUGGUAAGAGGCUAAGGUCUCCACUGGUUCAAAGAGUGCACUAAACAUAAGUGGAUGUAAUGAAAAAUUGUAACCAAAUGAUUACCCUCUUUUGUACCAAAGACUGCACAAUCAACUAAUCAUGCACCCUGAUAUGAAUUCAAAUUUUCUGUUUAGUUAUGUUUAUGGGUUGCAAAUAUUUACAUGCAUCUGUAAGCCUGUGAAAGAGCACUUGGAAGUUUUAAUAACAGUUAAAAAGCACUUAAAAUUUUUAACAAUGGCAAUUGAAAAGGAAUAUUUAAUUAGAGUGCAAUCCUUAUAGCCGAAUGAUCUCAUUUUUUAAUGUAAUUGCAUAUGUUUAUUAUUUGAAUAAUAUUUCAUUGUGGCACCGUAUGUAUGUGAGAUUUGUUUCUCCUGUAAGGGUGUCCAGAUGUUAGAGAUAAUCCUAUUUUUUCAUCAGGCUUACCAGUGAUAAUUGCAAUGUAAAAAAACUGCUGAUAAGUUUAGCAAUACGUAGUGCCAGUGAUUAUAUUAAUGUAUAUAUUUCUAGAAUAUAGAUAUAUUGGAACAUGUAUAUCAUAUAGGUAAGUGUUUAUGGAAAUAUUUUCCCAGAAAACGUACUUGUAUUUGUCCCCUAAUAAAGGGUAUCUUUGGUGCACUCCAGAGAUGAAUCCUUAAAAGA
This is a messenger RNA of Lingula anatina, 5298 nucleotides long. RefSeq names its product ankyrin repeat and SAM domain-containing protein 6. The record is from RefSeq and is a predicted model, not a curated record. Gene Ontology annotation, molecular function: protein binding. Lineage: Eukaryota; Metazoa; Brachiopoda; Lingulata; Lingulida; Lingulidae.